This is a messenger RNA of Cercospora beticola, 2502 nucleotides long. RefSeq lists its product as uncharacterized. The record is from RefSeq and is a predicted model, not a curated record. NCBI's taxonomy places the organism in Eukaryota, Fungi, Ascomycota, Dothideomycetes, Mycosphaerellales, Mycosphaerellaceae.
AUGGCAUUCCGAAAGUUGAAACGGAUGGGAUCCGUCGCUCAUGGAGCUCUGCUUGGAAACGACUCUGAAGUGCCCUACCAGAAACCUCGCAAGUUCCCCGCGUGGAAGGUGAGCGUGUUCUACGGGAUCGGGGUCGCCGCCUUCGUUCUCGCAACGAAUAUCGUUGUGUUGGCCUGGGCUAAAGCUACGUUGCCGCUCGACAACGGUAUCGCAAUUGCGUACACCAGCUCGUGCAAGACGUCGAGGAGUGUUACUGUUUGGGUAGAUCUCGCGAUCAAUAUUCUCAGCACACUUCUACUAGCGGCAAGCAACAACUGCGCUCAAAUACUGUCGUCGCCGACUCGAGCCGACAUCGCCAGGGCCCACGGCCGGAUGAAGUGGCUCGACAUUGGUGUACCAAGUGUUCGAAAUUUGCGAAUAAUUCCUGUAUGGCGCUCCAGUUUGUGGAUCUUGCUGUUCGCCAGCUCGAUCCCGCUACACUUAAUGUACAAUUCCUCCAUUUUCAGCUCUCGACAAUCGCACAACUACAACGCGUUCGUGGUGACUGAGGAUUUUCCCAACAUCGAUAUAAGUCAUGCCAGCGGUUGGAUCAGCGGGCCAAUUCUCCAAACAGCAAAGUUGCAGCGCAACUUUUCAGGCCUCGUUAGGAUGAGUAACGCCGAGUGUCUGCGGAGUUACACACAGUCCCAGUUUCUGACGGACUGGCACAACCUUCUGAUCAUCACUAAUGCCAAAUUGCCGUCCGGGAAUGCGAUCGCGAAUACAUAUUCUGGCAAUUGGACAACUACCAGUGGAGCUCCUGACUGGCCGUGCGCCGGCUUUAAGACUACAAUAGAUGCCUUUCGUUUCGAGCCUGAGCAGCAUUUCCUCGCAGACUCCUUCGGCGUAUCGUCUAUGUUCGGCCUUGUCAAUAAAACAUUGGACAGCGCCAGAACCGAGCUAACGGCUUGCGAUGUGUCGAACUUGAUCAAUAAUGGGCCCUCUUGGACGCUUGCUCUGGCAAGUCAUUACAAUGUCACAGGGCGAUUGAAAGCCGCCGAGGUUCAGUACUGUCUAGCAGAAGCUGCAGACCGAUCAUGCUCAAUCCUCAUCAACACCACUCUGGUAUGGGUUGUGAUUCUUUGCAACGCAAUCAAGAUCUUGUGCAUGGUCACCACAACCUGCAUUCGCGAUUUUGUACCUCUCGUCAAUAUCGGGGAUGCCAUCGAAUCCUUCCUCACUCAGCCCGAACAGGAUACCGCCAGGCUGGGGCCGAUAUCCGCUUCGGAUGCCUGGAAGGGAAGACCAGCGCAUCGCAAACAUGUCGAAAUUACGCGCACGGUAAGGGUAGGACGUUCGAGGGCAAAUGUGGCGAGUCGCGCGAGAUGGACAGUCUGCAUCAUAAUAUGCAUAGCGCUCGUGGUCAUAGGCCUUGGGCUCGUUAUCUCAGGCAGUGACGAGAAGAGAGUCUGGACCUUUGCAACCUUCAAUCCUAACAAUCUGGUCCGGUUCAGUCUCGAACUAUCCGUGACUGCUAAUGUCAUCCUGGCCAAUGCACCCCAGCUAGCAAUCAGCUUCGCCUAUAUCUUUUACAACAACAUCAUGACAUGCAUGGUAAUGGCUGGUGAAUUUGCCAAGUUCGCCUACCGGCGGAAGCCACUGCGUGUAAGCCGACCAAAGGGUCAACAACGCUCGACAUUCUGGUUAUCACUCCCUUAUAAAUACAGCGUCCCUAUGCUGUCAGCCUCCGCUCUUCUCCACUGGCUUGUCGCUCGAAGCCUUUUCUUUGUCCAGAUUGAGGUGAGAGAUCCUCAUGGUGACCCCGUCGCUUCAGCCGAGAACACAGGAAACGACGACUAUUCCGCAGGUUUCACCGGCUGCGCAUAUUCUCCGGGAGCAGCGCUUGCAGCACUUGCGUUAUGGAUCGCCUUCAUCACUACGCUCAUCUUCUACUCCGUCAAACGCCUGCAUCCGGGCAUUCCGGUGGCCGCAUCAUGCUCAAGAGCACUGAGUGCUGCCUCUCAUUGCCCUCGGACAGACAUGGACGCCGCGACACUUCCACUACAAUAUGGCAUUUUCGCCGAAGAGGAUGAUGGCACUCUCUACGAGAAAGUAGGUUUCUCGAGUGGAAGUGUUGAACCGCACAACAGGUGUCUGCCGUACUACCAAUACAGGUCUGGGCCCCAAAGAAGCAAAGCUGUGACGGAAACACACUUGCUAAGUCGAUACUCUGGGAGGGAUGAGCAUAUGGGCCGUUGGAUAGCCCCGUCGGACCAAAGCCAGCUUCUGAAUCCACAGCAAUCUGCCCGAUACACUUCAGCUCGGAGGGAACUGGAGGAGGACUUCAGACAGAGGCUUGGGCCUUAUGGUGGAUCCUCGCAAGCUUCGAGCGUGCAGAUACAGGACGAAGUUGAGCUCAUGCCAAUUUAUUCACCACUAGCAGAAGGCUCGGGGCAAAACAAUGCGUAUCCAUUGAAUCACUUCGUCAUUGUGAAUGGGCAGCGUGUAUUUAACUACAGAUAG